This is a messenger RNA of Fopius arisanus, 2573 nucleotides long. Its product is annotated as glucose-induced degradation protein 4 homolog. The record is from RefSeq and is a predicted model, not a curated record. Gene Ontology annotation, cellular component: GID complex. Gene Ontology annotation, biological process: protein catabolic process in the vacuole; proteasome-mediated ubiquitin-dependent protein catabolic process; negative regulation of gluconeogenesis. The transcript is spliced from 4 exons. Bases 410 to 1021 code for a protein of 203 amino acids. Lineage: Eukaryota; Metazoa; Arthropoda; Insecta; Hymenoptera; Braconidae.
ACGAACGUCAGUCCUGAAAAAGACGCCCAAAUUUUAAAAUAAAAAAAAACCGUCUUUCGGGUCUCCCUUUCCCCUAACUUUUGACUGUACGAUAAUUUGAGCGUCGAGAGCAAUCGAGAGUGGCGAGAGUUUCAGACUUUCAGUGAAUUACAGUUUCGUCGGAGUUUCAUCGAGUGAAACAGGGGAGUGGCGUGUUGCGUGUCACCAAUACAGAAGACUUCAUCGUAUUUUCUACGUCUCAGCCAAAUUCACCAUUUAUUCAUCUCAUCACAAUUUUUCAAUCGAAGACAGUCCCCAGGGAGUGGUGAAAACAGCCAGACAAAACCUGAUGCGACCAUUAACCUUGCGAUGCAUGCAAUUCUGACGUGAAGUGUUUUUUUUUUUUUAAAUAAACUCAAUUGACGAGAGGAUGCCGGUCAAAGUGGAUGUUGUGCCACCACCACCUGCCAAUUCAAAACAACCUGGGGUCACCAAGUCAUUGUUAUACAACGGCUCAAGGUUCCAGGGAUCACAAAAGUCCAAGGGAAAUAGUUACGAUGUCGAGGUGGUUUUGCAGCACGUGGAUGAGGAAAAUAGUUAUCUCUGUGGGUAUUUGAAAAUAAAAGGCCUGACUGAGGAAUUUCCCACGUUAACGACGUUCUUUGAUGGUGAGAUUAUAUCAAAGAAAUAUCCUUUUCUCACUCGUAAAUGGGACGCUGAUGAAGACGUCGAUAAAAAACAUUGGAGCAAAUUUGAAUCGUUCUGCCAAUACGCCAAGACUUUUAAUUCUGAUACCUUUGAUUAUGAAGCACUUAAAGGGACUGAUUUUGUCUUCAUGAGAUGGAAGGAACACUUUUUAGUUCCUGAUCACACUAUAAAGGAUAUCAAUGGGGCAUCCUUUGCCGGAUUCUAUUACAUAUGCUUCGAAAAAUCAGCUGCUUCGAUCGAGGGAUAUUAUUACCAUCGUAGUUCAGAGUGGUAUCAAUCAUUAUAUCUGAGGCACGUACCCGAGCACAGUAUACAAAUAUAUGAGUUCAGGUGAAAUAAAUGCCCUCGGUUCGACCCUCAACAAUGAAUUACCUUCUAUUGCUUUGUGUCUUUUUAAGUGAUGCAAACAGAUCUAAAAUUGAAGCGUACUAAAACAUGACGUAAUAAAUAUAAUUAACACUUAUUUCAAUUUCUGCAAGUGAAAAUAUCGACAAGUCGUGAUAGUUUUGGGGAAAUGAGUGCCUCAAUCCUGGAUGACGAGCGUUUUCGUGGUACCUACAAUUUAUUAAUUGUAAAAAAACAAAUAUUUUAAUCAUUAUUUUUGAAACCUGACGAUUUUAUGUGUAUCAUUGAAUUGUAAAUUUAUUAAAAAAUUGAGUUUAUUUGCUGUAAGCUCAAUGGCAGAUCGAAUGGGAUAGAAUUGUAUUCAUAAUUGUCUUUAUUAGACGUUUGGCAUUAUGAUAUUUCAAAUGUGAGAUCUGUUUGCCUGGGAAUUUCAUUGAAAAGACGAGUGUGAAUGAAAUUGGUGCGCGAAAUGUGUUGGAGAGCUGCUGGGAAAUGAUAAAAAUUUUAAUUGUAGCAAAAAAAAGAAUAAUCUAUAAUCACUGUUAUGUUUUUUUCUUGUAGUUUUCCCAAAUGCUCGGGCGUCGAAAUAAUUUUUUUUAGUUUUGUAUUAUCUCAAUGAUGAAAUUGAAGAUUAACACCAAUUUGCAUAAUAUCAAGUAUUGAAUGCGGUAUAAAAAAUAUUAAUGAAAGCUUCCUAGAUCGUUUUACCACUUUACUAGCAAUUUAUCUUCAUUUUUUCUCCGAAAACAUUUUUUUAGCGUGAACAUAUCGAGUUUAUCACACGACGACGAAGCGAAAAUCGAUGAAUUUGAAGGCAAAAUGUCCCCAUGAUGUUUCAAAAACGAAUCUAUUCAUUUUUUAAAAUCGAAAUAACAAAUCCUCUGUUAGCAAAUAUUUAUGUGCAGAGUAAUAGACGUUGAUUAUUAUCAUUACUUACUGUAAAUGUAUACAUAAUUGUGAAGAUAACGUAAUGAAGACACGCGAUUACUCUACAUUGAGAGAAAAAUGAAAAAGAUGUCAACCAAGUCUUGUUUGGUCCAACAGAAUCGUUUGUUGAAAAUUUAAGAAAAACAAUGUCCCGCUGAAAUUCGAAAAUCUCAAUCAUGAAUAGUUGCUCUGCUUUACAAGAACGAAAUAUAACGAAAGGUUCAAGGGGUGCCUUUUUUGAAUUUCAAAAUACCUUUCACUGUGACAAGUUCAUCAUUUAGUAUUUUGUCCUCAAGUCAUAAGAUUGCUGUCAUAUUUUUAUUAUUUAAAUUUACAAAUUAAUUUUCUGUCUGACUGAAGAAAUAAUUUUUCCAUCAUUUUUAAUAGACGAUUUAGUCGAUACAAGUAAGAUUUGAUUGAUAACUCAAUUUUUUUUCUGAGUGUAGAGUACUUUUGCUUUAUCACGAUGAAUUGGGCCGAUGUCCAAAUUAGGGCUGAGAGAGAUGCGAAAAUGAGAGCAAUUCAAUGUAACUUAGUGAAAACAUGAUAAAAAAUCACAUUUCCCUGCUAAAUAGUAGAGAAGAAUCAAUACAACUUCCUCGGCACAAAAAUUA